GUCCACCAGGGAUUCGGCUCAAUUGGAGUGCCCCCAGUGGUGGAUGCCACUGAUCUGAUGCUAUUCUGUCGCUACGACUCAGAACACGACAAAUGCCUACGAGAGUGCGGCUUCACCGUGCAAUUCAAUAUGCGCGAUUUCGUUUGCAAACAACACUAUGCCGAGAUGGAAUCCCUUCUGUCAUGCUACACGAAAGCCACCCCGGCGCUACAACGGCAAUGUGGUGCGCAACGUUGUGGUCCUUACGAUGGUUUAACUCAAACGGAUAAAUCGCUCAUUGGUUCGUUACGCCCACAAAUGUCGCGUUUUGGCGUGCGACAUAAUGUGCACCCGGGAGGUGCUGCUAGAGAGCUGCAACAGCAGACUCGACGCCGAACGCGCGCUCAAAUACCUUCUCAACUACACUCGAGAACAGGUCACUUUUUGGCUAAAACAACUCCAACAGGGAGAAGGUCAAGCUCAGCGAACACGCUCACUAGACUCUGGAGAUCACGGCAGUCUUACUAA
Molecule: messenger RNA, 507 nt
Organism: Anisakis simplex (herring worm)
Lineage: Eukaryota; Metazoa; Nematoda; Chromadorea; Rhabditida; Anisakidae
Source: the annotation of a GenBank genome assembly